AUGAUUAUAUUAUUUGGUUUAGAGCAUGAACAUCAAAGACCAGACCGUGAUCGUUAUAUUGAAAUACAAUGGAAAAACGUUGAGCCUGGGAAAGAAAUUAAUUUUGACAAAAUAAAAUUAACUGAUGUUGAUAUUUACCACACUUAUGAUUACCAUUCGCUUAUGCAUUAUGACGGCACUGCUUUUGGAAGAAUUGAUAAAAGAAAUAGAAAGCCAAUGAUGACAAUGAGGCCUAAAAGGGUUUGGGAAAUUUUGAGGAAAUUAAAAAAAUUUAAUUAG
This is a messenger RNA of Meloidogyne enterolobii, 279 nucleotides long. The record is from the annotation of a GenBank genome assembly. NCBI's taxonomy places the organism in Eukaryota, Metazoa, Nematoda, Chromadorea, Rhabditida, Meloidogynidae.